AUGAAGCACUCUUUUAUGGCGCCGUUCGAGGCCGUAAACGACUUCACGGGCAUGCGCGUUAUCUCCGACUGGGAGCUGGGCGGCUCCGCGGUGGCGCACAGGGGGUUCGUGCGGCUGACGGCGGAGAAGCAGUCGCAGAAGGGGUGGAUCGCCAACCGCAACUCCUUCGAGGGCGGCGAGUGGAGCCUCGCGAUGGAGCUGCGCGCGACGGGCGAGUCGCAGGCGUGCCGCGAGAGCAGCGCCGCCCUGCCGCCUCGCUGCCACGCCGCCUCGCGCCCGCCUGCUGCCGGCGAGCGGCUCCAGCUUGGCUUCAUCGCGGCCGCGCACACCUCUUCUCCCCUCGCCCACCCCGCGCCAACUUUGCCCUCCGAUCUGCCGCCCUCUGCACGCCUCACGUGCACGGCUUCCGCUGAGCUCUCCCUCCCGUGCGGCGGCAGGCUCGGCAUCUUCUUCGACACCUUCCAGAACGUCGACCAGCAGCACCACCACAAGCACCCGUACAUCUACGCUAUGGUCAACGACGGCACGCAACACUACGCUAAGCAGAUCCUGCCCGGCGCGCACGACAACUCUGGCUGCUCGUUCGACUUUCGGUACAACGAGGCGCGGCAGGACGUGUCGGUGCUCAACCACACGCGCGUGCACGUCACCUACUCGGCUUCGCAGCGGCGCCUCAACCUGCGCCUCCAGCAGACCUCUGUCGGACACGACGGAGAGUGGUACCAGUGCCUCGAGGCCAAGGACGUCGAGCUGCCGAGCAGCGGCUACUUUGCUAUCUCGUCGGCGACGGGCGACCUGGUCGACAACCACGACAUCAUGCACUUCGUCGUGCGCGGGACGGAAGGCGUCGACAACGACCACCAGGCGUGGCUCGACCAGCAGAAGGCGCUGGCGGCGAUGCAGCAGUCCGAGCUCGACUUGCGGCCAGCCGAGGCGGUGCAGAGGGACUACGCUCGCGCGCUCGCCGCCCACACCGCCUCGCUAAAGGCGCUGUCUGCGUCGGUCGACAAGUUGCAGCAGCAGAUGGAGUUCCAGCUCGCGUCGAUCCAGGCGGGCGUGGCCAUCGCCCGCACGACGGUCGACGACAAAGCCAACGAGCUGCGCGAGGUCAAGGAGCGGGUGGAGAAGGAGUCCUCCUCGGCCAAGGUCAUCUCGGAGCUCAAGAAGGACGCGGCCGACGAGAUGAAGCAGAUGAAGACGGAGUUCAAGGAGGCGCUCAAGUCGGGCGGAGGUAUGUCCACUCUCUCCUUCUACUUUCUGCUGCUGCUCAUCGUCGCCCUCGGCGGCGUGGGCUACAACCGGUACCGCAAGAUCAUGAAGUCGCACCUGCUGUGA
This is a messenger RNA of Emiliania huxleyi CCMP1516, 1335 nucleotides long. RefSeq lists its product as hypothetical. Gene Ontology annotation, molecular function: D-mannose binding. The coding region runs from base 1 to 1335 and encodes 444 amino acids. Lineage: Eukaryota; Haptophyta; Isochrysidales; Noelaerhabdaceae. The record is from RefSeq and is a predicted model, not a curated record. The transcript is spliced from 5 exons. Gene Ontology annotation, cellular component: Golgi membrane; endoplasmic reticulum-Golgi intermediate compartment; COPII-coated ER to Golgi transport vesicle. Gene Ontology annotation, biological process: endoplasmic reticulum to Golgi vesicle-mediated transport; Golgi organization; endoplasmic reticulum organization.